Messenger RNA from Thecamonas trahens ATCC 50062, 3491 nucleotides. RefSeq lists its product as uncharacterized. NCBI's taxonomy places the organism in Eukaryota, Apusomonadida, Apusomonadidae. Bases 1 to 3459 code for a protein of 1152 amino acids. Gene Ontology annotation, biological process: microtubule-based movement. The transcript has a single exon. The record is from RefSeq and is a predicted model, not a curated record. Gene Ontology annotation, molecular function: ATP binding; microtubule motor activity; ATP hydrolysis activity. Gene Ontology annotation, cellular component: kinesin complex; microtubule; nucleus.
AUGGAGGUCGCGACGCCCGAGUCGGUGAGGAAGCUCAAGAAGCGGCUUUUCAUGAACGAGUCGCUGAUGUCAGAGAGCGGUGAAGACAGAGAUGAGGUGCAGGAGGCUGCUGGUGUGGAUGAUGAUGCCCCGCCCGCAGACGAGGCCAAGGGCAGCGCGUCGGCAGGAGCCCGGGCGGUGAGGACCGACUCGGCGCUGGAAAAGGUCAAGGUGUACCUGCGGAUCCGCCCGCUGCGUAAGGAGGAGCACGGCGGGAUGGGCGCAACGCCAUGCCUGGCGCAAGCGUCGUCGCAGCAAGUUGCUGUCGUUCCGCCGCCGGCGUCGCAGGCGUUCAAAUCCAAGGGCGAGCGACAGGGACGGUACAUCUUCACCAAGGUCUUUGGGCCUGAGACCGACCAGAAGACCAUGUUUGACCAGACAACACUCCCGCUCAUCGAAUCGUUUCUCUGGGGCUGCAACGGCCUUCUCUUUGCCUACGGCAUGACUGGCGCUGGCAAGACCCACACCAUGGAGGGAUCCAGGGCCGAGGCAGGGAUCAUCCCGCGGACGCUCGACGUCAUCUUCAACUCGAUCGACGGUCGUCAGUGCCUGACCAACGUUGUCCCGCACGAGUUUGGCUCACAGCGCAGGAAGGAAGGACCCCGGUCGAGUGCAGCACCACGGGUGGCCGACCGGUCGGCGCUCCCGAUCAACGACAACUGCUCGUACAGGGUCUUUCUCACCUACACCGAGAUCUACUGCGAGCUGAUGUACGACCUGCUCGCGCCGAUGCCCGAGCCGGUCAAUGGGCGGCCGCCAAAGCGCGAGGUCCUCAAGUUCCGCACCUCGCGUGAUGGCAUGCUCCGCACCCAGGCCGCACGCGAGGUCCAAGUCUGCUCGUGGGAGGAGGCCGCCGCGGUGCUCGCGGCCGGACAGGCGAACCGGCAGACAGCAGCAACGGUGCUCAACGUCGAGUCGUCGCGGUCGCAUGCAGUCCUCUGCAUCCGUCUCGAAGUAAUUCCGCUCGACGGCGACGACGAGCCGUACCUCGAUGAGCCUGAGCUUCUGGUCUCCAACUACCUCUCGUUCAUCGAUCUGGCCGGUUCAGAAAGGUACGCAAAGACGCAGGCGUCAGGUACGCGGCUGAAGGAAGCGUCAAACAUCAACACGUCGCUGAUGACGCUCGGCAAGUGCCUCGAGACGCUGCGGUGGAACCAGCAUCAUCCGCGGGCCAAGCCGCGGGUUGUCCCGUUCCGCGAGUCGAAGCUCACGCGGCUCUUCCGCGACUACUACUGCAAAGACGGCAAGGUGGUCAUGCUUGUCAACGUCUCGCCGGCGGCAGAUCACUUUGACGAGACUGCGCACGUGCUCAAGUUCUCGGCCAUUGCCCGCGACAUCACGACCGUCGCCGCCAAGUCGAAGAUCGACACCGGGCGGACUCGGGUCGUCAACCGUGCCAAGGCCAAAGCCAAGGCCGAAAUGAUUGCCAUGGCUCAGGCCAAGGCCAAGGCUGUCGCCCAAGCCAACGCUCUGGCGGCCGCCAUUGCCCAAGCUCGCCUCGAGUCGCCCGCGCUGUUUGCGGCCUCGCCGGUCCUGGCCAAGGUCCUCGAUGAGAAUAUCGAGCUCUCGGGAGGCGUUUCGCCAGCAACAGAAGCAAGCACGAGUAUGGCGCACUCGGAGUUUGCCACCUCGCUGCUCUCAAUUUCGGUUUCGGACUCGGACGACGAGCACGAGGCAAGCUGCCUCUCGUCGAGCAUGAGCGGAGUCGACGAGGAGCAAGACGACGAUAGCGCCGAGCUGGCCGACAUCCGCGACCUAGUGGAGGAGAUCCAGGAGCUGCGGAUGCAACUGAUCGAGUCAGAGGCGCGAGCGGCUCACAUGGAGGCUGAGAUUCGCGACGAAGUCUCGCGCGAGAUGGCGGCACGGCUUCAGGAGAUGCAGGCGGCGUACGAGGCGCAGAACGCAGUUCGCGGCGAGAUCCAGGAGGAAAAGUACGACCGCAGGCUCUCGAUCAUGAGGCGUUCAACUAUCCGUAAGCAGCAUGGGGCAUCAGCGGCUGAAGUCGACCGUCUGCGGCGCGAGCUCGACCACACCUGCGGCCUGCUCGACGACAUGCGGAGCGACCGCGACCGGCUCGCCGACGAGCUGGCAGCAGUGAAGGACGAGCUUGCCGAGGCUGCAGCUGCUGCGGCUGCGGCUGUCGGUCGUCGCGGGCUCGACGCGCUCUCACCGACGUCGACCAAGGCGGUCAACGAGCUCAUCGAGGACGAGGUGCUGCAGGCUGAGGCCAACGCUCGGAUGAAGAUCGAGUCGCUGGAGGCGGCGCUGGCCGCUGAGGAGGACCGGUCGCGGGCGGCGCUUGCCGACGCAGCUUCACUUCGCGACAAGCUACACAACAUGAUGGGAAAGACGGUUGAGCUCCAGCGCGAGCUUGUUCUGCUCCGCGACUCGUCACCGAUUGUUGGCCGGGUCUCCGCGGUUCCCGAGCUCCUCUCGCCGUCGGCCAUCGAGGAGCUCAAGCGACUCCGGUCACUCGAGGAGCGCAUCGCAUCGGUGCGCAAGCCGGCCACUCCGGGUUCUGACGUGGUUGGGCGGAUGGACGCCAUGCUUGCAUCAGGUUCGCUCAUGGACCUGGAGGCAACACCGUCGGGCCGGCGGCGAUGGCAGCUAUCGAGUCCGCACCUGAGCCAUGUGGGAAGUUUGAGCCCCAGCGUUGCCGCCGGCUCGAGUUCGUUUGCCAGCGUUGGCAUCUCGGAGACGGACGCGUUGGUUGAGGCCAUGGAUGCUAUGCUUGCAUCCGAGGGUUUGAGUGGUGGAGGCGGCAGUGGUGGCGCCGAUCUUGUUUCUGUCAACGACGAGUGUGAGGCCGAGACUGAGGCCGAGGUUGAGGCUGAAGCUGAGGCCGAGACUGAGGCCGAGGUUGAGGCUGAAGCUGAGGCCGAGACUGAGGCCGAGGUUGAGGCUGAAGCUGAGGCCGAGGUUGAGGCUGAAGCUGAGGCUGUUGUCAACGACGAGAACUCGAUGCUCACCAGCAACGUUUCGGUCGCCAGCGCAGCAAGCGAGGCUACUCUCAAGAGGCGGCGGGACGACAGCGAGGCAGGCUCGCCCGUCUCGGGUGCCUCGGCAGGCUCGCCAAUCUCGGUCGCCUCAGGCUCAAUUAUUCUCGACGGCUCAACCUCGAUCGCGCUCGACGGCUCGUCCAUGAUCUCGCCGUCGUCGUCCGAGUUUGUACCGUCCGAGUCGUCGUGGGCAGAGUCGUCGGCGAGUGGGCAGAGAGGCAAGGGCAGUGGCGAGCCAUCGUUCGACGUCUUUGACUUUGUGGAGGAGGAAGAUCAGGUUCCGUUUGCCCCGCCGGCAAAGAAGGCGCGGCGCGGGCGCGGGCGUGGGCGUGGGCGCGGAGCCAAGGUCGAGGUUGCAGCUGAUGACUCGCCGCUUGUGGAGCGGACGCCCAUGGUGCGGCGGUUGCGACCGCGGCGGUGAGGCCCCGAGAUUAGAGGAUAAACCCCUAGCGG